CCUACCAAAACUCCGGCCAUCCGCUGCUGCCGACCGUUGCUUCUGCACUUCAUUCUACUUAGAAACAAUCUUUGCUCUUUCAACAUUUUUACGCCCUUGUCGGAACAGUUGAAUACAUCCCACCUGCAACUAGUUUGAUUACAAUAAAAGCUAAAAUUCAGGCUACUCUCAGGCCAAGUGAAUCAAGAAAUUGAUCUUAAUCCUGAAGGCGUUGGCACAGAGUUAAGGAACUCUCAAAGUUAUAAAGCUGGAGCUAACUCGCCCUAUGGGAGAUCCAUUUGAAAUGGAAAAAUCAUAUAAGGGAUAAUGCUACAGUUUUGAUAAGGGCAACCUCUCAUUUAUUUGCUCAAUUCCCCAAGAAACAAAAGGUUGAAAUUGAAAAACAGUUAUGCUGCCUAUGCACACAAAUUUUGAUGCUUCUGUGUUAAUUAAGGCAGGUCUUUUUUGGCUAUAAUGUUGUCUGAUUGUUAUGCAUGAAGAAGAGAAAGAUGAGUGGGGACUGGGGAAUUAUAGUUAAAUUGAUGCAGGUGUACAAGUCCCUUUCUUCAAUCAGUUAUCUCUUCCCCUUGCUGUGGAAUGGCUAUGCCUCAAUUGUUCUUUCAUACAGAUUUCUUGUACGAAUCAUUGGGCCUCCUAUCACAAGGUUGCUAUUUGGUUGUACAAGUUCCUUGAGAUGACAUCAUGCAAUUGAGGAAUCAAGAAAUUUGACUUCUCAAGAUUCGGGGGUUUAAGGGCUCAAGUGGCAGACUUGGGACUUCAGAUAUUAUAUUUAUAUAGAGAUUUCUCUCUAACUAUGGCCGUGAAGACAUUGAAUAAUAUAUGGAUUCGACGGCAGCAAUGCCCUUGUGGAGAUUGGAAGUGCUAUAUUAAGUACGAAGGAGAUGACCAACCGACAGUUGGAUUGCAUUCUAUGAAGAAUGAAACGACAAUUUCUUCGUCAAAUGAAGUUGUUUUCACUCCUUAUGUUGGCCAGAUAUUUCGAAGUGAUGAUGAAGCUUUUGAAUAUUAUAGCAACUUUGCUCGAAAGAAUGGAUUCUCAAUUAGGAAAGCCCGUUCAACAGAAAGCCAAAAUUUAGGGAUUUAUAGAAGGGAUUUUGUUUGUUACCGUUCAGGAUUUAAUCAACCUAGGAAGAAAGCCAAUGUGGAGCAUCCAAGGGAUCGAAAAUCAGUACGAUGUGGUUGUGAUGCAAAAAUGUACCUAACAAAGGAGGUUGUAAAUGGCCAAGCUCAAUGGUAUGUCUCUCAGUUCAGUAAUGUUCAUAACCACGAACUGUUGGAAGAUGAUCAGGUGCGCCUACUUCCUGCCUAUAGAAAAAUUCAAGAGGCAGAUCAAGAGCGCAUCCUUCUACUCUCUAAAGCUGGAUUUCCCGUGAAUCGAAUAUUAAAGGUGCUGGAGUUAGAAAAGGGUGUUCAACCAGGUCAAUUGCCUUUUAUCGAAAAAGAUGUAAGGAAUUUUGUCAGGACAUGUAAAAAAACAGUUCAAGAAAAUGAUGCUAUGCUGUCUGAGAAGAGGGAGAAUGAUCUCCAGGAGCUUCUUGAGGCUUGUAAAGCUAUGGCACAGAAGAAUGAUGGAUUUGUCUACAAUUAUAGUACCGAGGAAAAUGGAAAAGUAGAAAACAUUGCAUGGGCUUAUGGAGACUCUGUCCGUGCAUUUUCAGUUUUUGGUGAUGUUGUUACAUUUGACACCACUUAUCGUUCAAUCACUUACAAUCUGCUACUUGGGAUUUGGUUUGGCAUUAGCAAUCAUGGGAGAGCAAUUUUUCUCGGCUGUGCUCUAUUACAAGAUGAAACAUCGCAGUCAUUCUCUUGGGCCUUACAGGUAUUUAUUCAAUUUAUGAGAGGAGGGCAGCCUCAGACUAUCCUUACUGAUAUAGAUUCAGGACUCAGAGAUUCUAUAGCCAUGGAGAUGCCAAAUACCAAGCACAUUAUAUGUGUAUGGCAGGUUCUCUCAAAAUUAUCUAGUUGGUUCUCUUUGUCACUUGGUUCACAAUAUGCAGAAUUCAGACCUCGGUUUGAUAUGUUGUGUCAUCUGGAAAAUGUAGAGGACUUUGAGCAUCAGUGGAAUCACGUGGUUGGUCAGUUUGGACUUGGUUCAGACAAGCAUAUUGCGUUGCUCUUUUCUUACCGUACAUCAUGGCCAUUUUGCUACACCCGAAAUUUCUUUCUGGCUCGUAGCUUAACUUCUGAGUAUUUGAAAUCUGUGGAGUCAUUCUUGAAGAAUAUAUUGAGCAUGCAAACAUGCCUGCAGUCCUUCUUUGAGCAGGUUGGUAUCGCUGCCAGCUUUGGAUAUCAGAACCAGGAUGAGAUGCUGUAUCUGCCCAUGAAAACUGGCCUGCCACUUGAAGAACAUGCAAGGAGUAUUCUAACUCCUUAUGCCUUUAAUGUGGCACAGAAUGAAAUUAUGCUAUCUAUGCAGUAUUCUCUUACUGAAAUGGCUAAUGGUUCAUAUCUUGUGAGGCACUAUAAGAAAAUGGAAAGAGAAUGCCUUGUUUUCUGGAUGCCUGAAGACGAGCAAGUUCACUGCUCAUGCAAGGAAUUUGAACAUUCUGGGAUUUUGUGCAGACAUUCCCUGCGUGUGCUCAUCGUAAAGAACUACUUUCAGAUUCCAGAAAAAUAUUUUCCAAUACGAUGGCAACUGCAGAGCUCCUUAGUUCCUUUGGAUGAUCAAAUCAUUGAAAGCCGCGGCAAUGAGCUGUCUGAGGCCUUUCAUUCCCUUACUUCAAGCCUGUUCUGUGAAGCAUCAAUCUCUAAGGAGCGUUACAAUCAUGUUCAUAGAGUGCUAACAGAACUCCUUGAACAUGUACAGAGUAUGCCGGUUAUGAGUGAAGUUGCAUUGAAUUUAGCACCUAAUAAUACCAGUGAACCUUAGGCUGACAUAAUCUGGUGGUUAGUGAAAAGUCAAUUGGAAACUUUCUUUGGGGGGCCUGGCUACUGAUUUAGAUGUUGAACGCAUCAAUGUGGUUAGGAGCCUUUUUGUAGGAAUGAAGAAAGUUCCUGAUUUUUACUUUUGAUCUCUGCAAAUUAGCCCAUGCUCUAGAUGCUAAAACUAGAGCUGGGGGGAUAAAGUUGGGCUCUGUAUCUGUAGCAGUUAAAAGUCCAUUCUUCUGCACAAAAUUUUCAUGUACUUCUUUACAUUGUUCAUUUAAGUGCAUAUAAACAUGCCAAUUCUUUUAAUGCCAUGUAAUACUCCAUUCUGAGAUUAGAAAUCUAAAAAUCUCUUAACAACA
Coffea arabica (coffee) is the source of this 3227-nucleotide messenger RNA. Lineage: Eukaryota; Viridiplantae; Streptophyta; Magnoliopsida; Gentianales; Rubiaceae. The record is from RefSeq and is a predicted model, not a curated record.